AGUCCAAAUACUACAGGGGUAGUGCAUUACAGAAACGUCUCAGAGACCGUGAGAAGGAGACGGAGCUGGAUGAUAGAGACCGGAAGAGGGAGAAGGAAGAGCAUGAUCAGAUCAGACAGAGACUGUUAGCUGAGGGACACCCAGACCCUGAGGCCGAGCUGCAGAGGAUGGAGGAGGAGGCAGAGCGGAGGCGGCAGCCCCCAGUGAAGCUGGAGGAGGAGGCAGAGCGGAGGCGGCAGCCCCCAGUGAAGCCGGAGGAGGAGGUGCAGCAGGAGAAACCACACAGGGAGAGGGAGCACAGGGAGCACCGAGAGAGGGAGCACCGAGAGAGGGAGCACCGAGAGAGGGAGCACCGAGAGAGGGAGAACCGAGAGAGGGAGCACCACAGGGACAGGAGAGGAGGAGGAGGUGCAGACAGGCCUCCUCCCGAACACCCUCAGUCCCAAUCAGACGAUGACGUGGAGGAUGGAGAGGAGCUUGACGAUCGUGGACGGGACGACUCGUCAGACGCCAGGACACACCCACACCUCAAGCCCACGCUCCGGCCAAUCACGUCGGCACCCUCUGUGUCGUCGGGCAGCGGCGGCGCCACGCCCAACUCCCCUGGCAACGAGUCUCCGUGUGGCAUCAUCAUCCCUCAUGAGAACUCUCCAGACGCCCAACCCACAGAUGAACACCGGCCCAAGAUAGGCCUCAGCCUCAAACUGGGUGAGUUAGAACUAUUCUGA
This is a messenger RNA of Oncorhynchus gorbuscha (pink salmon), 728 nucleotides long. Its product is annotated as RNA-binding protein 25-like. The transcript is spliced from 3 exons. NCBI's taxonomy places the organism in Eukaryota, Metazoa, Chordata, Actinopteri, Salmoniformes, Salmonidae. The record is from RefSeq and is a predicted model, not a curated record. Bases 168 to 728 code for a protein of 186 amino acids.